AUGUCCAUGGAUCUGGACGACGGCGCUGUGUCCUUCCAGCCCGCCGCGCACAAUGCCGCAACUAUUCUGUGCUGCAACUGCGGCGCCCCCAUCGACGGCACUACUUCCUCGGGCGCGCUCUGCUACGACUGCAUAAAACUCACGGUCGACAUUAGCGGGGGAAUCCAGCGUGAGGCCGUGCUGCACUCGUGCAGAGAUUGCGACAGAUGGAUGUCGCCGCCCGCCCAGUGGAUCGUUGCCCAGCCCGAGUCUCGCGAACUGCUUGCACUGUGUCUCCGGAAGCUGCGCGGCCUGAACAAAGUGCGCAUCAUCGACGCCAGCUUCAUCUGGACCGAGCCUCAUUCGAGAAGGAUCAAGGUCAAGAUCACAAUCCAGCAGGAGGCUUUCCAGGACACCAUUCUGCAGCAGUCCUUUGAGGUCGAAUAUGUCCUCGCCAACCAGCAGUGCCCGGACUGCGCCAAGAGCUACACCCACAACACCUGGAGGGCCAGCGUUCAGGUGCGCCAGAAGGUGACCCACAAGCGCACCUUCCUCUUUCUCGAACAGCUCAUUUUGAAGCACAUGGCCCAUAGGGAUACCAUCAACAUCAAGGAGACCCAUGAGGGCAUCGACUUUUUCUUUGCCGCCCGGAACCAGGCCGAGAAGUUUGUCGAUUUCCUGAAGUCUGUCGUGCCCGUCUUCGCCAAGAAGUCUCAGGAGCUUAUUUCCAUGGAUACACACACGUCUGUCAAGUCGUACAAGUUCUCCUACUCGGUCGAGAUUGUUCCAAUCUGCAAGGACGACUUGAUUGUUCUGCCCAUCAAGCUGGCCAAGCAGCUUGGUAACAUCCCGCCCAUGACUCUGUGCAGCCGUAUCGGAACUGCCGUCCAAGUACUCGAUCCCCAGACUCUCCAAACGGCAGACAUCAGCCCUGACGUCUAUUGGCGCGCCCCUUUCACGCCUCUCGCCGAUGUCACCGAGCUGGUCGAGUUCAUGGUCCUCGACAUCGAGCCUCUUGGCCCUGUCAAGGGCCGCUAUGUCCUGGCCGAGGCAACCGUGGCUCGCGCGUCGGACCUGGGAUCGAACGACCAGACUUUCUACACAAGAACCCACUUGGGCGGCAUUCUGAACGUUGGCGACUCUGUCAUGGGGUACCAUCUGCAGGGCACCAAUUUCAACAACGACCUGUUGGAUGAGCUCGAGAACAACAAGCAAUACUCGUCAACCAUCCCGGAUGUAAUGCUUGUGAAGAAGCAGUACCCCCGCAGGCACAGGCGCAGACGCGCCUGGAAGGUCAAGCGCAUGGCCAAGGAGGAAAGCGAGAUGGCGCCCCGAAAGCAAGACCAGGACCGCCUCGAGCGCGACUUUGAGAUGUUCUUGCGCGACGUGGAGGAGGACGAAGAUUUCCGCGCAGGUAUUGCGCUGUACAAGAGCCAGCAUGCGCCGAAGCCAGCAGAGCCGGAGGAGAUGGAGGAAGACGAGGACGAGGAGGACGAGGGUCUCCAGAUCCCCAUGGAUCAGCUGCUGGAGGAGAUGGAAGAUCUCAAUAUGGACGAGGGCGAGGAAGUGUAG
Diplodia corticola is the source of this 1551-nucleotide messenger RNA. RefSeq names its product 60s ribosomal export protein nmd3. The transcript is spliced from 2 exons. Gene Ontology annotation, biological process: ribosomal large subunit export from nucleus. NCBI's taxonomy places the organism in Eukaryota, Fungi, Ascomycota, Dothideomycetes, Botryosphaeriales, Botryosphaeriaceae. The coding region runs from base 1 to 1551 and encodes 516 amino acids. Gene Ontology annotation, cellular component: nucleus; cytoplasm. Gene Ontology annotation, molecular function: ribosomal large subunit binding. The record is from RefSeq and is a predicted model, not a curated record.